Molecule: messenger RNA, 1402 nt
Organism: Oryza brachyantha (malo sina)
Lineage: Eukaryota; Viridiplantae; Streptophyta; Magnoliopsida; Poales; Poaceae
Product: protein SENSITIVE TO PROTON RHIZOTOXICITY 2-like
Exons: 1
Coding region: 1-1068 (355 amino acids)
Biological process (GO): response to acidic pH; response to aluminum ion
Source: RefSeq, a predicted model, not a curated record
AUGAUCUCAGGAGGCGGCGGCGGCGGAGGAGGAGUUAGCUCUUACUUGCUGCAGAGCCAGCAUGGCCAUGGUGGCGGCCUCGAUGGCGUGGACGGCGCGGCUUUCAUGGCAGAGCAGCCGCACUGCCAUGCGCUGCUCUACAACCUGUCCGUGCUCAAGGACAGGGUGCAGCAGCUGCACCCGCUCGUCGUCCUCGCCGUUGGCCAUAACGGCCCCCUCGACGUCUCCGGCGCCGACGCCAUCAUCCAGGAGAUCGUCGCGGCGGCCUCCUCGAUGAUGUACGCCUUCCAGCUGCUCUGCGACCUCGGCACCGCGCCAUCGGGGCCACCACAGGAGGGCGCCGCCGUCAAGACCAACGAUGAUCACCAUGGCGGUCAGAUGGUCACGGAUCAGGACGACCAUCUCAUGCAGUGGCAGCAGAACGGCAGCCAGCAUGAUUACAGCAGCCAUGCGCAUGCGCCUCCGGUCAUGUUCAGCGGCGGCGAGACGGCGGCGACGGACACGAUCAUAGAGCUGGACGCGGCGGAGCUGCUUGCCAAGUUCACGCACUACUGCCAGGUGUGCGGCAAGGGGUUCAAGCGCGACGCCAACCUGCGGAUGCACAUGCGCGCGCACGGCGACGAGUACAAGAGCAAGGCGGCGCUGUCGAACCCAGCCAAGGGAGGCGGAGAGGAGGGGGCGGCGGCGAGGAAGUACUCGUGCCCGCAGGAGGGGUGCCGGUGGAACAGGAGGCACGCCAAGUUCCAGCCGCUCAAGUCGGUGAUCUGCGCGAAGAACCACUACAAGCGCAGCCAUUGCCCCAAGAUGUACGUGUGCAACCGCUGCGGCCGCAAGCACUUCUCCGUCCUCUCCGACCUCCGCACCCACGAGAAGCACUGCGGCGACCACCGCUGGCUCUGCUCCUGCGGCACCUCCUUCUCCCGCAAGGACAAGCUCGUCGGCCACCUCGCCCUCUUCGCCGGCCACCAGCCCGUCAUGCCGCUCGACGCCAAGAGGCAGCGAUCUUCCGCGUCCGUCGCCGGAAACGUUGACGGCACCUCCGCCAUUGGCAUGGGCGCCGCCGCCUGAUCGAUGACAUUAAUUACUACCACUAACUGAUCAUUACAUACAUUGUUGCCAUCGCCUGCAAUUAAGAUCGUCUCUCUACAUUGUCCAUCGAUCAAAGGUCCGUUCAUUGCAGUGCAUGGCUUAGCUCAGCUGUAUAUGUAGAGAUCAAUAUCAGGGCAGCAAUUUCAGGCACUUUUAUCAGUUAGUUACUUAGUUCUAUAUACACUACAUUACCUUAUCAAAUGUGUGAUGAAAUACAUAUGUUUAGCUUGUAGCUAACUAGGGUCAUAUUACAGUAUAAUUACUACUAGCUUAAUAAUUAUCACGAAGAAACGAAGUGCAUGUCCCGGUAAUA